AUGAGGGAUCUGAGCCUAAACUUGCGUGAGUUUAAAUUUGCUCAGACUCUGAUUUUUGCCAUAGAGGAGAUUAACAACAGCACACAACUGUUGCCUGGUGUCACUUUGGGCUAUAAAAUAUAUGAUGCCUGUGGCUCUGUAUCUCAGACUGUCUUAUCAAGCAUGGCUUUAAUGAAUGGCUAUGAAGAGACUUUGCAUGAUGAGUCCUGUUCUAAACCACCAUUUGUUCAUGCCAUUGUAGGAGAAUCAAGCUCUUCUCCCACCAUUGGUAUGGCCUCUUUAGUAGGUCCAUUCAGCAUCCCUGUUGUCAGUCAUUUUGCUACAUGUGCAUGCCUGAGUGACAGAAAACGAUUCCCGUCCUUCUUCAGAACAAUACCCAGUGAUUAUUACCAAAGUAAAGCGCUGGCUCAGCUUGUCAAACACUUCGGCUGGACUUGGGUUGGAACGGUGAGGAGUCGCAAUGACUAUGGUAACAAUGGAAUUGCAGCAUUUGAAAAGAUGGCAGAACAAGAGGGGAUUUGUAUUGAAUACUCAGAGGCCAUAAUUAGAACUGAUCCACAAGAGCAGCUCCUAAAGACACUGGAAGUGAUUAAAAAAGCCACAGCCAGGGUGGUGUUGGCUUUUAUUUCAUUUGGUGACUUUGUUCCCUUCCUGAAAUUAAUAGCACAAGAGAACAUCACUGGGCUGCAGUGGGUCGGCAGUGAAUCCUGGAUCACUUCUCGAAUUAUAGCAGAAACAAAAGAAUACAGUUUUCUCACAGGAACUGUGGGCUUUGCUGUGGCGAACGCCAAGCUUGACGGCCUGCGAGAGUUUCUAGUGACUGUGCACCCUGAUCAGGAGCCAAAAAAUGAACUUUUGAAGGAAUUUUGGGAAACUGUUUUUCAGUGCUCUUUGAGAAACACCGGCAGUGGCACACGUGUCUGUACUGGCUCAGAACACUUAACAGAACUACAAAAUGAAUAUACUGAUGUAUCAGAGCUGCGCAUAGCUAGUAAAGUGUACACGGCAGUGUAUGCUAUCGCACAUGCACUACAUAAUUUAAUAAAUGAUGUCAAAUCUGCCACCAACAUCAGCAAAGGAGAUCUGCCAACACCACUGAAGGUGUUGGAGUAUAUCAAAGAUGUCAGUUUCACUGUCAAAACGGGUGAAAAUUUAUUUUUUGAUGCUAGUGGUGACCCAGUGGCAAAAUAUGAUCUGGUGAACUGGCAGCCUGCUGAAGAUGGAAGUCUGCAGUUUAAACUUGUUGGUGUGUAUGACAGCUCACUGCCUUCAGAGACACUCCUUCAAGUUGAUCAAGAAAACAUGGUCUGGGCUGAAAACAGCAGACAGUGAGAGUUGUCCUCCAG
Triplophysa rosa is the source of this 1346-nucleotide messenger RNA. RefSeq names its product extracellular calcium-sensing receptor-like. NCBI's taxonomy places the organism in Eukaryota, Metazoa, Chordata, Actinopteri, Cypriniformes, Nemacheilidae. The coding region runs from base 1 to 1332 and encodes 443 amino acids. Gene Ontology annotation, molecular function: G protein-coupled receptor activity. The record is from RefSeq and is a predicted model, not a curated record. Gene Ontology annotation, cellular component: membrane. The transcript is spliced from 5 exons. Gene Ontology annotation, biological process: G protein-coupled receptor signaling pathway.